AUGACCAGCCUGCGCCUGGCAGAUCGCAUCGUUUGCCCUUCCCGAGUUCCUUCCUUCCAUCGGCCACGGCCGUUUCUGGGACGGCAACGCGGCUUCCGCGGGCGCACCGCGGUGGCUGCGGCGCUGGGCGCUGCGGCGACGGCCGCACGGGCGCCAAAGAAGGCGGUGCCAGAGUGGGAGGCGGCACUGAGGCUGGUUGAGGCGGUGAACCAACUUCGAGGCAGUGAACUGGCAGAAAUGGAGGAACUGCUGGAGCUCUUGAGUUCCAUUGCUGUCAAGGACAAGGGCCUUCCUGUCUCCAAUGGGGAGACAACAUCCGGCAGGUCCGGCAGGGGCAAGUUCGUGCCCCCUAAAGGCGGGAGCUUUGGCCUGGCAGCCUACGGCCUACUUUGGGGCGCAUCCCAGUAA
Molecule: messenger RNA, 408 nt
Organism: Cladocopium goreaui
Lineage: Eukaryota; Dinophyceae; Suessiales; Symbiodiniaceae
Source: the annotation of a GenBank genome assembly